This is a messenger RNA of Oreochromis niloticus (Nile tilapia), 1298 nucleotides long. Its product is annotated as histidine-rich glycoprotein-like. Lineage: Eukaryota; Metazoa; Chordata; Actinopteri; Cichliformes; Cichlidae. The record is from RefSeq and is a predicted model, not a curated record. The transcript is spliced from 3 exons. The coding region runs from base 84 to 1298 and encodes 404 amino acids.
CGACCACCACCACCACGGCUCCUCCGACAACAACCAACACUGCUCCUACGACAACAACCACAACUGCCCCAUCAACCACCACCAUGGCUCCUCCAACAACAACCCCCACUGCCCCACCAAUCACCACCAUGCCUCCUCCGACAACAACCACCACUGCCCCACCGACCACCACCACCAGGGCUCCUCCGACAACCACCACCACUGCUCCUCCGACAACAACCACCACUGCACCAUCAACCACCACCACUACCACUGUCUCACCAACUAUCACACCAACGGCAUCUCUGACAACAACAACCACUAGAUAUGUUGUUUUCAGAUCCCUUCAAAGCAAUUUUACUGCGGACUUGUCGAAUUCAUCAUCUGAAGAUUUUAAAGAGCGAUCUGCAUCUAUUAAGACACAGAUAAGCCUUCAAACUGUUCACCACCACCACGGCUCCUCUGACAACAACCACCACUGCCCCACCUACUACCACCACCACCACGACUCCUCCGAUAACCACCACCACGGCUCCUCCAACAACAACCACCACUGCCACACUGACCACCACCACCACUGCUCCUCCAACAACAACCACCACUGCCACACUCACCACCACCACCACGGCUCCUCCGACAACAACCACAACUGCCCUACAGACCAGCACCACCAUGGCUCCUCCGACAACCACCACCACGGCUCCUCUGACAACAAUAACCACUGCCCCACCGACCACCACCACUACAGUUCCUCCCACAACAACAACCACUGCCCCACCGACCACCACCACCACGGCUCCUCUGACAACAACCAACACUGCCCCAUCAACCACCAACACGGCUCCUACGACAACAACCACCACUGCCCCAUCAACCACCACCAUGGCUCCUCCAACAACAACCACCACUGCCCCACCUACCACCACCACCACGACUCCUCCGAUAACCACCACCACGGCUCCUCUGACAACAAUAACCACUGCCCCACCGACCACCACCAUAGUACCCAGAACAACAACAUCUCCUCCCACAACUACCACCACAGCUACAACAACUACUACAGUGGUACCCACAACAACAACAUCUGCUGCAACAACUACCACAGUAGUACCCACAACAACAUCUGCUCCAACAACUACCACAGUACUACCCACAACAACAUCUGCUCCAACAACUACCACCACAGCUCCAACAACAACAUCUGCUCCAACAACUACCACCACAGCUGCAGCAACUACCACAGUAGUACCCACAACAACAACAUUUGCUCCAACAACUACCACAGCACCUCCAAAAACCGCUACUACUCCUCUAAGUAG